Messenger RNA from Branchiostoma belcheri (Belcher's lancelet), 1878 nucleotides. RefSeq lists its product as uncharacterized. The coding region runs from base 150 to 1790 and encodes 546 amino acids. The record is from RefSeq and is a predicted model, not a curated record. The transcript has 8 exons. Lineage: Eukaryota; Metazoa; Chordata; Leptocardii; Amphioxiformes; Branchiostomatidae.
UUCUGUGACACCGAUUUCCGUCAUGACUUCACAAAGAGACCUGGCAGAAGAUAGCCUAGGCGUUAUACGGCGGUGAUACUGUGAAAUUCUGGGGUUUAAAAACUGUAAAACAGCCCGGAUUUUGUCGCGGAAGGCGACACAGGGAAAACAUGAAGCGUUCUGGUCUCCUGCUCUGCACGUUCGGACUCAACCGAGUCUUACAGUUUGUUGUUCUCAUGUCCGUCUGCUGGAUAUAUCAGGAUAGCAGAGUGGAAGCGACGACAACCUGUGACUGUGCUGCGGACUGUGUGUCCUACUGUACUGCAGGUGUCAAUCUGGCCUUGGGGAAACCCACAGCACAGUCAAGUACGGAGCAUGGGGGAGUCGCCAAACGGGCAGUGGACGGCAACACUGACGGGGACUAUCACCGAGGGUCCUGCACCCACACGAACAACCAAGGCAGGCCCUGGUGGCGUGUAGACCUGGGCAGAUCACAAGCCAUCGACACAGUCGUCGUCUUCAACCGACAAGACUGCUGCCAGGGGAGACUGAACAACUUCCGGGUUCACGUCGGCGACUCUCCCACCGUGACGUCCAACCCGCAAUGCGGCGGGAACCACGGCGUGACAUCAGGGCGACAGAAGAUCACAGUGGACUGUACCGGUCGGAGCGGCCGAUAUGUCGGCAUCUCACUCCCUACCUACGAAAUUCUCACCCUAUGUGAGGUACGGGUCUAUGGAGGUGGAUGGCUGACCCGGAAAUCGUCAUGGGUCGUGAGCUCCGCUGGCACACCGCAUGUCAGCAACGGAGUGACAUAUGAUGCCGCAAAAGUCUUGGAUGGGGACAGUGCAACCUACUGGAACCCACAAGGUACCGACCGCUACUCCAACAACAGGUACAUCAUACUGGACCUUACAGCGCCCCACACUCUGACCCGCAUCGCGCUCAACAAUUACGGGGACACCAUACACGACAUCAAAGUCUUCAGAUUGCAAAACUCGCUCUCUGCGAGUCCGUACACCUGGGAGGACGUCAAGCCCGUCGAUAACGUGCGGGGAGGGACAAGCGAUCGUCAGGUGUUCGGCGGGUUCCAGGGAACCGCGCGGUACUGGAGGUUCGUCGUCACUCAGACCCACUCGGGCUGGCAGCCAUGGCUUAGAGAGCUGAACCUCUACGGAACGUCAGUUGAGUGUGUAUCUCCCCCGAGUCUUGGCUCAUCCGGGGUAGUAACAGCCAAUCCCAACUCCUCGUGUCCUGUUGCCGUCGGAAAUCCAUCCCCAGCUGCCCUGAUCGCAGUGAGCGUUGUUGCAGGAGUGGCGAUCGUCCUGGCUGUGGCAGUGUCCAUUCUGUACAUAGGAAACAGGCUCGAGCUGAGGAAGACCCAUGCUGAUCAGCCACUGCCUGGUCGCGACGCGAGCUACAGGAGCAUCCCCGGGCAGCAGUAUGAGACGAUCCCGGACACAGUCGCUGGUCCUCUGCCCAUUCCGGCUGCCAGGGUGCCGCCAGUGGUGAGACACACCGACGUAGAGCUACAGGCCAGGGCCUCGGGGACCGACAUAGGUCGCCAGGGGGAGGGCGAAGGAGGCAGGAAGAGACGGCAUCAAAUGGCCAAGGGCAGUCGCGGUGGUCCACGGGAUACCAACGCCGGAGGUCCUACCAACCGCGGUCCUAUUGGCGGGAUGCACCAUUCACCUCGGCCAGGGGGGACCAGGGUCCCUGCCGGAUCUCCAUGGACCCUUGAGCCUGACUACGACACGACUCCCGGCUACGUGUUCGAGAAUGACGGUGAGAGCGAAACGGAUGUGGAGUAGCUACCGAGGCAUCCAAACCGUGCCUGUCCCAACCCUUGCCUGUCCCAAACCGUGCCUGUCCCAAACCGUGCCUGUCCCAAACCGUGCC